Messenger RNA from Gadus macrocephalus (Pacific cod), 5609 nucleotides. Its product is annotated as zinc finger protein 431-like. The transcript has 5 exons. Bases 2136 to 3941 code for a protein of 601 amino acids. The record is from RefSeq and is a predicted model, not a curated record. NCBI's taxonomy places the organism in Eukaryota, Metazoa, Chordata, Actinopteri, Gadiformes, Gadidae.
CCCUUUCUCUGCUUUGCCAGCCCAGAGAAUUUGGCCCGACCGACCAUGAGAAAAUGAGCUACGACCGUGUGAGCUCAACCCACAUUGUUCUUUCACGGAGAGACAUCAUAGCUUGCAACUUGCAAGCAUGGCCGUUGCUCAGUGUUCGGAUGUGCAAAUUAACACAAAAGUAUAUUUUCAGUUCCUUCAUCCGAGCCGCUGAAGUACCGGCCAGCACAUCAAGUGCUUACAUUCAGCUGCUUCUCUCAUGCGAUGUUGCCUGCCAUACAGACCACCUGGAAACACAUACUGUUGUAGGCACACAGCUAUCCUUAAAGACUUUUCCGCCCCACUUUACAAAUGAAGAAGACUGCGAUGCCUUUGGAGACCGUAGCACGCAGCGCGGCGCCACCUCUAAGAAUCUGGAUGUGGACGGCCCUGGCUCCUCCCACAUGUCCAGUCACAGCGGGGAGCAGAAGAUCCUGAGCGUCUACGGUAAAGGGGAGGGUCCACUGGCGGUGGACGCCCAUGACACCCUCUUCACCGUGUCAGAAGUGGAGGCCCUGAACUCGCUGUCUGCGGACCACAGCGCGGCCAAGAGCCUGGUGCGCGGGGAGCGGCUGGUCUGCCAAGAGGAGCUGAGUGUGCAGGUUGGAAAUCAUCUUCUUAUUCAGCAUCCAAAUGAGAGGCUUCCUCUGUUAUAACUCCAGCACACACCCUUAGAAAGCACAUACCUUUAUGCUUCAGUAUACGCUGCCAAAUAUACCUGUCUUAUGCCCAACUUUUUCCUUGCAUUGUCCGCGUGUUUUCACUGACCGAGGUAAUCUACCGGGUUGAUUUCGCACCCCAAUUUACCCUCUCGGACCCUACAGAUAUAUUGGCGGUUACGUUUUGAUAUAAACGCGAUUAGACAGCUUUGCGGUUCCAGGGGCAGGACUUGGGUAGAGGUGUUGCUGCAUUGUCUCUACAACAGAGACAACGCAGCGAUAUCAACAUGAGUUCUUCUAACGGGAGAGAUACUGAAAUCCGCAAGAUGCUGACCAUCAUGGGAGAGAAGGUGAUGCUGUCGCAUUUAACGAAGGCGGGGAAAGAUGGUACGAUCUACCAGAAAGUACCAGAAUAACUUUCCUAACGAUGCAUGGUCAGCCAAAGAAAGAAUAUGUUGUAGUUUUUGCGCUCGUAAAUAGUUGAUUGCGUUUUAGCCUAGACUCAGAUGUGAACUCAUUCUUUCAUGCGAGUGUCUUGAAUCAAAAGGAAAAAAAACAUUCAGAGUAUGACAUUUAUGGUUAAGAGAGGUGUAAUCUCUGUGCGUAGCCCCGCCUUCUCCAGUGAACCAAGAAAGCUGGCGCCGUGCCGACGGGGGAUUUUACCCCCUUGGUUUUACAAAGGCAAGACAGCGAAAUUGCAGGGCGUUCAAAGUCGAGACCGAACCGGCUUGGCAGUGUAUAAAUGCGUAUUAUGUCCUUAGUGGGGAAUGACGACUAUUCCGUGCAAAUGGAAGAAUAUGUCUUGUGUGUGUUUCCUUGUUUAUGUGGAAAGCAGCAGACCCCAGACGCCAUUUCAAUCAAGGUUGAAGAGGAUAUUGGUGGAGGCUUGCCCGCUGUAGGUUAGUAAUACACAUUGCAUACAUGCAAGCAAACGACCUGGAUCAACUGAGAAUGUACUCGAUUCUAACUGCGUUGAAAAGCCUGGUCCUCUUUGGAAAAGCAUCAUGACCAGUGCCCUGCUAAAACACGAGUCAAAUUUGGGUGUUGUAUUUCAAAGAUGGCUUGAUCAGUCAAGGGCCCAGAAGGGUUUCAAGACAGAUUCCCCAUAAGCUGGUUUAUCAUUCUUCUCAAAUAUCAAUGCAUUGAAAAUUUCUAAAUGUUAGCUGAUCAGCUUACAGGGAAUGACGCGUUGUCACUUGUUAUUGUCAAAAUAGAAUAAUUGCACUUUUCUCACAUGUCAUGUUGUGCUCGGAUCAUUUUGCGCUGGUGUUUGUUCAGUGUCCUCCACCUGGCCCACGCUUGAGCUUUGAGUCUAGGGGGGAGGGUGCUGGAGGAGACGUCCCUCUCCAAAACUCUGAAUCUUUGUCUGCGGUACACUUUUUAAACCCUCUGUGUCAAUGGUAUAUUUAAAGUUUAUUUCAUGUGUACAAAUAAACAAUUCCUCCUUUUAUGCAAACAGUGUAUCAAAACAAUGACUCUUUUUUUUCUCCCUCUGCAGAAGACAGUGAUGCCUUUGGAGACCGUAGCACGCAGCGCGGCGCCACCUCGGAGAGUCUGGGUGUGGACGGCCCUGGCUUCUCCCACAUGUCCAGUAACAGCGGGGAGCUGAAGAUCCUGAGCGUCUACGGUAAAGGGGAGGGCCCACUGGCGGAGGACGGCCAUGAAACCCUCUUCACCACGUCAGAAGUGGAGGACCUGAACUCGCUGUCUGUGGACCACAGGACGGCCAAGAGCCUGGGGCGCGGCGAGCGUCUGGUCCGCCACGAGGAGCUGAGUGUGCAGCAGACCCCGGACACCAUUUCAAUCAAGGUUGAAGAGGAUAUUGGUGGAGGCAUGCCCGCUGUAGAAGACGGCAAUGACAUUAGAGACUUCAGCACGCAGCGCUGCGCCACCUCGGAGAGUCUGCGUGUGGACGCCCCUGGCUCCUCCCACAUGUCAAGUCACAGCGGGGAGCUGCGCAUCCUGAGCGUUUACGGACAAGGGGAGGGCCCACUGGCGGUGGACGGCCAUGACACCCUUUUUGCCGCGUCAGAACUGGAGGCCUUGAGCUCGCUGUCCUCAGACCACAGCGUGGCCAAGAGCCUGAACUGCAGCGUGCGACUCGUCCGCCUUGAGGAGCUGACUGGGCAUCAGGGCUGCCGCAAGGGCCGGCCCGGUGUCUUGUGUGGAAAGGUUAUUCCCAACAAUGCCAAUAUGAUUGUCCACAUGAGGACUCACUCCGGGGAAAAGCCCUACAAGUGUGACCAAUGCACGAAGGGCUUCAGUCUGAAAAGCCACUUGAAGAGCCACAUGAGGACUCACUCCGGUGAGAAGCCCUACAAGUGUGACCAAUGCACGAAGCGCUGCCGAAGCACAAGCCACCAGAAUUGCCUCAUAAUGACUCACUCUGGGGAGAGGCCCUAUAGGUGUGACCAAUGCACGAAGCGCUUCCAGCGGAAAUGCGACCUGAAGAUCCACCUGAGGACUCACUCUGGGGAGAAGCCCUACAAGUGUGACCAAUGCACGAAGUGGUUCAGUCAGAAAAGCCACUUGACGGGCCACUUGAGGACUCACUCCGGUGAGAAGCCAUACAGGUGUGACCAAUGCACGAAGUGCUUCAGUCUGAAAGACCUCCUGAAGCGCCACAUGAGAACUCACUCUGGGGAGAAGCCCUACAAGUGUGAACAAUGCACGAAGGGCUUCAUUCUGAAAGACCUCCUGAAGCGCCACAUGAGAACUCACUCUGGGGAGAAUCCCUACAAGUGUGACCAAUGCAAGAAAUGCUUCCGUCUGAAAUGCCGCCUGAAGCGCCACAUGAUGACUCACUCUGGGGAGAAGCCCUACAAGUGUGAACAAUGCACGAAGGGCUUCAUUCUGAAAGACCACCUGAAGCGCCACAUGAUGACUCACUCUGGGGAGAAGCCCUACAAGUGUGACCAAUGCACGAAGCGCUUCAGUCUGAAAAGCAACCUGAAUAUCCACAUGAGGACUCACCCUAGGGAGAAGCCCUACAAGUGUGACCAAUGCACGAUGCGCUUCAGUCAGAAAGGCACCCUGAAGAUCCACAUGAGGACUCACUCUGGGGAGAAGCCCUACAGGUGUGACCAAUGCACGAAGGGCUUCCAACGGAAAUGCAACCUGAAGAUCCACCUGAGGACUCACUCUGGGGAAAAGCCCUGCGUGUGUCUGCACUGCAACGCCAGCUACAGCGACCCAAGCAAUUUGCGUGUGCACAUGCUCAAGCACACUUUGACACGGGGUAACGGGACGCUUUGAUUGAGACCUCUGUCCUGUAUUGAUUGAAAUUACUGCUUUUUGUUUUUCUUUUCAUCAUGAUUAAACGCCUUCAACUUUUGAUUCGCCUGAUUUUCGUGGAGUGUAGGAUUGGCCAGAGGAGAGACCAAGUUGAAUUGCAAUUCACAAUAGGGAUGAAGUGGACAUGGCUGCAAGGCAGUUAAAUGAAUCUACACAACAAAGAAGUCUUUGGAUUGGCCUCAGUAUCAAACUUGGUGCCCACAGUUGCAAAUCCAAAACUACCAACACCUUUCGAUUAGAGAGGGCAGGAGGUAUCUCUAGUUCCAUGGAGAAUGGUUAGAAAUUCAUUGAAAUAGACAAAUUAUUCAAACGGGGAUUAUAUAAUUUGUAUGUUAAAGUCUGCUUGAUAUUGCCACGACACUCAUUACCCUUAUCUUUGUUAGCUUAUUACAAAAAGCCUGCAAAGUUCACUUGUGAAAUAGACUGCGAUUGAACCCCACAUUAUACAUGAUUGUGUUCAUUCCACUUACCUUCCCAUUCUUUGCGCUUAAUGCUAACUACCUUGGAUGGAUUGUAUCAUAAUGGUUGAAGAUGAACCAUUUUAAAUGGUCCCUGGUUAAAUGUCGAGAUCUCAGUGAUGCUCAGUUUAAGCCGGUCCUCCCUCUAGAAUGCAGCAUUAUUCUAACGGGACAAAGUCAGAAGAUUCCUAGCAUUGGUCCCCCUUCACUCCCUGUUUACAGCAGCGGCUGGUGGUGAUCCAAUUCGUGGGUGGGGUGCAGUAAUGGACGGGGGUCCUCCCAAAGAAAAUAUAGAAUUGGUUUCUGGGAUGCCCACAAGCUAAAAAAAUAUUCUGAUUCAUAGCCUACAUCCUGACUUGCAGGGCCUGGACAAGCUUACACUACUUUCACUUUCAUUCAACGAGCCAUUGCUAUUUGACCCAUGGUUGUUAUUCUGAUAUUGAGGCAUAUCAUGAUCAAUGUCCUAUAGUGUUUUACCCGAGUCUCAAGGUCUAUUUCAAAUGCAGUUUGGGACCGUUGUAUCAUUUUUUUUUUUUAAAUACAUGCUGAAAGACUUGAUUAAUAUGUAAUUUACUUGAUCCUUUUAAGUAUAACAUUGCAUGAGGAGUCCAUUCCUCCACUGAAAUGGGUAGAAAGUGCUUUUACGACUCUGCUAACUAACUAUCACUUCUCUCUGCAUGUAGUCAUGUUGCGCAAUGCACGAAUGCUGCUGAGGGAGGUAACCUAUUUGAUUCAUUGGCUGAAUUGUCCAAUCAGCUCCAAAUUACUACAAUGAGUUGAGACACAGUGUAGUGUCAAGUGUUUCUUUAAUACUCUUGGUAGGAUAACAAACCUACCAUGAUUAAUCAGGGGUUGGGUUUGUGUCGGGUCUCUUAUUUUUCUGUUUAGUGUGUGUCUGUGUCUGUGUCUGUGUCCUGUGUGAACUUCCUAAGCCAGAGGGAAACUUUGAACCAAUGCAAAAGGCUUAAAAUGUACCACAAUAUCAAAACUAAAAAAGUAAUGAAUUGUUAUGAGCUGGAGCAGUGAAUUUCUGUUUUUCUUUUACUUGUUUGAUGGUUUCGGUUAAUCUGUUCAAAUAUUGUGUUAUUGUUUGGUCCAAAAGCUUUGAUUUCUUUUAACAUACGAGCUGAACAUCAUCAUCAUAAUUAAAAAAAAAACGGUAUAAUUUGAA